This is a messenger RNA of Microthlaspi erraticum, 522 nucleotides long. The record is from the annotation of a GenBank genome assembly. NCBI's taxonomy places the organism in Eukaryota, Viridiplantae, Streptophyta, Magnoliopsida, Brassicales, Brassicaceae.
AUGCCUGAGUUGGUCGAGGCGUAUGUUGACAUUACUGAUGGAGUUACUCAUAAAUUUCUGAGAGCGCUUACUUCUGUCCGACGCCUUUCUCUAUCUUUAUCACUCUCAGAGGUUAUGCAUCCUUCUGGUAUGAUCUUCAAUCAGCUUGUUCAUCUGGACUUGUAUACAUAUGCUGAAGGUUGGUGGGAUCUUCUCACUCAUAUGCUCCAAGAUUCCCCCAAACUGCAAACUCUCAAACUCAUCGAUGAUUAUUGUGCUGGCAUAGAAACCCCAAUUGGUUGGAAGCUACCGAGUUCUGUUCCCGAGUGUUUGUUGUGUAGUCUUGAGGCUUUUGUGUGGAAUGGGUACCAAGGAAGACAAGGAGAUAGAGAGAUUGCAACAUAUGUUCCUAAGAAUGCUGUUUGUUUGAAGACAGCCACAUUCUCUCCAAAAUGUAGUGACGUGGGAAAGAAGUAUCAGAUGCUCAAGGAGUUGGCAUCUGUACCUACAGCUUCAACUUCGUCUCAGCUUCUAUUCGACUGA